UCUAUUAAAUGCCACCGUUGUUCCAUGACAUUGAAAGGUUACGCACAUUGCCAGAAGCAAAAGAGGUUGUGGUUGUGCUAGCUAAUUAAGGAACAUGGCCACAGGAGCUGCUGAUGGACUUUUCCGGUCGCUCUACGAAGGGUGCAUCGCCGGCUGCGACAUCGGCAUCGAGCGCCGGCCGUACCACCGGAACUGCAGCUGUGCCCUCCACGACAAGUCACGUGGGAAUUGUCCCCAUGCAUUCCCUAAAUGCAAGAACGUAUCUUAUCCAAUAAGGAGAGCAUGGAGUGAGGGAUGCUUGGCCAUGGCAGCAGCUUCUUGUCAUUCUUCUCCCUCUUCUUCACCGGCUUUUUCCGGGGUUCACGGGGCUGGGAAGCAUCGAUUGGUAUCAUAUAAAGAAGAAGAGGAGGAAGAUAAUCCGGCACCGGCUAAGGUGUGAAAAAAUGAAUAUGAAAGGGAAAUGAAUAAAUUUUGGCCUUUUCUGAUGUUCUGGUUUUAGAAUAAGUACAGAUCAUAGGGUGAGGCAAGGCAAUUUUUGUUACUUGUUGAUUGGAAUUUGAUUAACUGGCCUUGCAAAUCCAUCAUGGCCUAAUCAAAUUGGCUGCUCUGUACUGUACUUGGAGGUGAAAAGUUUGUUCAUAUAUAAUAUCCUUUCAUCUGUGUAUAUUAGAGUAUACACUAAACAGAUUGUCAAAUCAUCUUGCCAUGGUUUUUUCAA
Molecule: messenger RNA, 718 nt
Organism: Theobroma cacao (cacao)
Lineage: Eukaryota; Viridiplantae; Streptophyta; Magnoliopsida; Malvales; Malvaceae
Source: RefSeq, a predicted model, not a curated record